GGCACACCGAGUACGGUGUCUCUGUCGAGCACUGGCGUGAUGUUGGACGUCGGACUGCCACACAGAUCAUCGUCUCUCGCGACCGCCAAUGCUAUAAAGCUUUGCUCAAUCUCCUACCUCGCGGACAAAACACGACCGCCGUCAGUGCCUCGCUAUCCGAGUCCCUUGCUUCAACCAUCAGGACGCUGGCACUAAUUAUCAAGCGCCAUGUCGAGUCCCAGCAGCUAUGUGGAGUGGGAUCUCAGUGCAGACUUAAUAGGUCUUAUGUUCAACUGGGGCUUGCUUGGUAUCCUAUCCCUUCAAAUCUACGGAUACAUCUGUAAUCCAACCCCAGAUUCUGGGAGACAUCGAGCGGCAGUGGAUAUCCUCUUCUUAGUGGAACUGGUCCAGUCUGUCCUCCUCGCAGUGGAAACUGUUCGAGCUGUUACGCACGUCACUCCACAAAUCAACCUCUUCUGGCUAAGCGUAUACCUAAUGCCGUCUACCACGACAUACGCCGCAACGCAGUGGUUCUAUGUCAAGCGUAUCAUAGAGCUUUCUAGAAGGCAUAUUUGGUCCAUAUCCAUCGGCGCAUUCUCCGUACUACAGCUGAUUGCGGGAGUGUUUGCCAGUAUCUUUCUCUUGUUGAUACAACGCGGAGUAUGGGAUGCAGCCCCUUUCCAAUUGGCGGUGUGGGUCUGGCUCUCCCUCAACCUAGUCGCAAGCCUGCUCAUAGUUGUAGCAAUGAGUAUAACACUAUCAAGAGCAAGAUGGACCUGUUACAGCCAAUCAAGCGGAAUCUUGACCAGACUGGCCGCGAUAACCGUUGAGACAGGAGGUUUGAUGGCAACUGGCUUCAUACUAGCAUUCGGCCUGCAAUUUUCGCCGCACCCAGUAGCACCAAUCGCUUUGUUCAUACUGUCCAAGCUAUCCGCGUGCACACUGCUCGCAUGCCUGAACAAUAUCGCCCUGAACGGACAAAGCGCAUACUACAGCACCAAUGUCGACAUGUUGGACGACCUUGGCAAGGUGGAGUUCCAUCCGACUGUGCAUGGUGACGCUGGCUACGAAAACGCCGCCGCGGGGCUUGCUUACGUACAAUACGGAGCAUGAGCAGGUCAUCAUCACCUCGGUGCACGGUGUCGUGCACCUAGCGGGAGCGACGCGGAGCCCGGACUCGAAUGUACCACGCCCGCGGAGGACAUGUAUAUUCAUCGUAGACUAUGAUUUCCACUUCCUCUACGUAUACGACGAGGGACAUGUACUGCACUCGGUUGCCUGGAUUUUAUAGGUGUACAUUACUGUACUUGAGCAACUACUGACUUCGUGGCGAUUAGUACAGGAAUGAUCAUCUAUUAAUGAUGCCCUACAUAAGCCCCCUGAAGACAAUAAAAGGCUUAUACAACCAAACU
Molecule: messenger RNA, 1391 nt
Organism: Rhodofomes roseus
Lineage: Eukaryota; Fungi; Basidiomycota; Agaricomycetes; Polyporales; Fomitopsidaceae
Exons: 14
Coding region: 208-1092 (294 amino acids)
Source: RefSeq, a predicted model, not a curated record